Molecule: messenger RNA, 774 nt
Organism: Phytophthora nicotianae INRA-310
Lineage: Eukaryota; Oomycota; Peronosporomycetes; Peronosporales; Peronosporaceae
Exons: 1
Coding region: 1-774 (257 amino acids)
Source: RefSeq, a predicted model, not a curated record
AUGACGAUCUUCUCGGACGACCUGUACCAUGUGAAAAGCUCCAUAGUGCAAAAGCUCAUUGCUCUUUUCGCAACAUCUUGCUCAAUGUGGGUACUGGACCUCGGCACUUGUGCAAUUCACAUGGACAACAAGCCACACCGUUACCAGCCAACCAAGAGACAGCGAUCGUCUCCCGACCAGCAAAGUGACAUUGACCAAUACAACUCCGACACCACCAAUGAAGAACCACCUAAAAAGCGAACACGUCGAGUUGUGGACUCCAGCACCACGUGUGCACCUGAGCAGUUGCACUGCCGCUAUGCCAACAAAAAGUGUCUAAACCCACGCGCCGUUAAGCGCACAGGCGGUUUGCACACCUUUUGUGCCAUGCACCGCGCCAACGCCAACCGAAAUCAGCGUCGUCUGGACAUGCGUAAGCGCAUGGCUCGACAAGCCUUGAGAGCUCAGUCCGAGGCCGGUCAAGAGCCUUCGAUCCCCACUGCAACUACCCCUCGACACCAAUCAGCUUCGAAGACAGAAGCUGUCGCGUCGCCUUCGUCUCCUCCAGGACAAUACGAUUCUCGCUUUGAACCGCUGCAGACUCCCACACCACUGCAGGAAGAAGACAUUUCGACUUUGGUGACGCUGUUUCUACCCUCGGGGACUGCUGCGUUCGAUUUUUAUGCUAACGCCCCGAUGGCUCCCACGACGCCUUACGACUGGUCUUCCUCGACUAGUACUGGCGGAAGAACUUCAUCGCCGCCACCGCCGCCUUCAGGCGGCAUGCGGUUUUAA